GGAACAACGCGUGAUUAGUAGGAUCAGAGCUAACUUCUCCGUAAACCCACUGAAAUUGAUGUUCUCUUCUUACCUUGAGAGGGAAAAUGGAGAUCGGCAGUUUGAGUUUGAAAGCGCUUUUCUUCCUCAUCUUCGCCAUCGCAAACUUGAUAUUAACCACAAUUUCUCAGCCAGACUUUUUUUAUCACUAUUGUUCAGACAAAGGCAACUACACCAACAACAGCCCUUUCAAGAAGAAUCUCGACACCGCACUUGCUUCAAUCUCCUCCAAUUCCAAUACCGACAACCGCCGGGUUGACUACGGUUUCUAUAAUGCCACCUCCGGUGAAGAUCCGGACACAGCCAACGCUAAGGUUCUUUGUCGAAAAGGCGUUCCCUUGGAACAAUGCAGAAGUUGCGUGAAUAAUUCAGUCCGUAGAAUUACACAAAACUGUCCAACACAGAAGGAAGGUGCAGGAUGGUACCACGAUUGCCAAAUUCUCUACUCAAACAACUCUGUUCACGAUGAGACAGACUUGCCCGUCACUUAUAUUGCACGCAACAACCGAGCGGCGCCAGAUGCGGACGGUUUCAAUGAGGAACGGGGAGAGUUACUGGAUCGACUGCGUGAGGAGGCUGCGUCAGGGACUUCGAUUCGAAAGUCUGCAGGCGGAGAUGUGAAGCUUAAAAAUCCGAAUACGUUUACCAUAUAUGGGCUUGUUGAUUGUUUUCCCGACAUGUCGUAUUUCUCUUGUGAGGUCUGCCUCAGUCGGCUUCAAAGUAAUCUUCCUAGUUGUUGUAAUGGCAGCUUAGGGGCAAGAAUGCUAGCAGCUAGUUGCCAAAUCAAUUAUGAAAUCCACCCUCUGUAUCAGUCACUUCUCUCUCCGCCUCCGCCUCCGCCUCCGCCUUCACCUCUGCCAUCAGCUCCUAAUCUCCCCUCUCCAACGUCGCCGCCGACAGGAGGAAAUAAUGGCAAUACCGCUAGAACUGUUAUAAUUGUUGCAGUGUCCAUUGUUUCAGCCAUCAUUCUCAUUGUUGGUAUUUGCAUGAUUCUGAGAUGGAGAAACAGAAAGCAGAAAAUCCCAGUAAGAAAAUAUGAAAAUGUUGCUCUUGGGGAUGCCAGUGAAGAAAUUAGCAGUGUAGAGACAAUUCAAUUUAAUUUUGAUGACAUUAAAGAUGCAACAAAUGACUUCUCAAGUGAAAACAAGCUAGGACAGGGUGGAUUUGGAGCUGUUUACAAGGGUAAGCUACCUAAUGGACAACAUAUUGCAGUGAAGAGGCUUGCACAUAAUUCACAACAAGGAGAUGUUGAAUUCAAAAAUGAAGUCCUUUUGGUAGUCAAGCUUCAGCACCGAAACUUGGUUAGGCUGUUGGGAUUCUGCUUGCAAGGAAGAGAAAGACUUCUCAUAUAUGAGUUUGUACCAAAUGGCAGCCUCGACCACUUCAUAUUCGAUUUUGUGAAGCGAACACAUUUAGGUUGGCAAAGACGAUACAACAUAAUAAAUGGCAUUGCACGAGGACUUCUUUACCUUCAUGAAGAUUCUCGUCUUCGAAUCAUACAUCGAGAUCUCAAAGCUAGCAAUAUUUUGUUGGAUGAAGAAAUGAAUCCAAAAAUUGCAGACUUUGGUAUGGCAAGAUUGUUUGAAGUAGAUGAGACUCAAGGCAAUACAAGUAGAGUUGUGGGAACUUAUGGCUAUAUGGCACCAGAGUAUGUAAUGCACGGACAAUUUUCAAUAAAAUCAGAUGUAUUUAGCUUUGGUAUUUUGGUUCUUGAAAUUUUGAGUGGCCAAAAAAAUAAUUGUUUUCGCAAUGGAGAAAAUAUGGAAGAUCUCGCGAGCUUUGCAUGGAAAAAUUGGAGGGCAGGAACAGCCACAAAUGUCAUAGAUUUAAGUCUUAGUGUUGGUUCAAUGAUCGAAAUGAUAAGAUGCAUUCACAUUGGACUACUAUGUGUUCAAGAAAAUGUAGCAAGUCGACCAACAAUGUCUUCGGUGGUUCUGAUGCUAAAUAGUUCAUCUCUCACUCUUCCUAUACCCUCUGAACCUGCAUUCUUCAUGCAUAGUACCACUAAUAAAUUAAACACAAUGUCAAAGUCAGAUGGGGUUGGUCAUUCUAUAACCCGCCCCAUCCAACCCCAUCCAACCCCAACCACGUCUCUUCAAGCUUCGGAGAAUGACGUUUCAAUUACAGAGUUUUAUCCUCGUUAGAUUGUCAUCACACAUGCGGGUAAAGUAUACAUGUUUUAGAAGUCGUUUUUGAGUUUGAGGAACUGUGGAUUUCCAUAUUUGAUGGAUUAUUUGUAUGUAUUUUUAUUGUUCAAUGGACCAUUAUCAACAGGAGUAAAGAAAACUUUGGUGCUAACUAGACUUGCACCUAUCUUUGUUCAACUCACCAAGUUAACCAAUUAAAAUUAGUUAUGUGGCAAA
Benincasa hispida (wax gourd) is the source of this 2402-nucleotide messenger RNA. Its product is annotated as cysteine-rich receptor-like protein kinase 29. Gene Ontology annotation, molecular function: ATP binding; protein serine/threonine kinase activity. Lineage: Eukaryota; Viridiplantae; Streptophyta; Magnoliopsida; Cucurbitales; Cucurbitaceae. Gene Ontology annotation, biological process: protein phosphorylation. The record is from RefSeq and is a predicted model, not a curated record. Gene Ontology annotation, cellular component: plasma membrane.